GCCUAGUGAAACACCAGCUUCGUCUACACCGAACCUAAUUGACCGGAGGGUUCUCCGUAUAAAACAAUCUCUCUCUCUCUCUGAUUUCAUUAUUUCAAAGAGAAAGCAAAGAGAGAGUGUUGGACUUUUUCCUUAGAAAGCUAAAAAUUCAGGUCCAAACAGCGCAAAUUCGACGAAAUCUGCAGGAGUUUCAGUUUGAGUAAGAAUGGGCGACCAUGUGGUUUUGUGUGUUGACCAUCCCGUUACGCCUGAAAGUUUGCAAUCGCUGCAAGGGGCUGAGGCAGCCCCGGGAUCUUCUGGAGAGGGUUCUGGCUCGCAUCCUGCUGAUCCACCCAAUUGUGCCAUUGACAUUGAGGGGGUUGGGGAACAUGGUGUGUCUGAAGAAGAACCACUGAUUCAGUCGGUGGAAUGUCGCAUUUGCCAGGAAGAAGAUAGCAUUAAGAAUUUGGAGAUCCCUUGUGCUUGCAGCGGUAGUUUGAAGUAUGCUCAUAGGAAAUGUGUUCAACGAUGGUGCAAUGAGAAGGGAGAUAUAACUUGUGAGAUAUGUCAUCAGCCUUAUCAACCUGGUUAUACUGCCCCACCUCCUCCACCUCACUCUGAUGAUACUGCAAUUGAUAUAAGGCAAGUUUGUACUCUGUCCCUACACUUAUGGGUCACUGUACAUGGACUUGUUUCUUACAUGCUCUUCUAUUCGAAACUUUAUUCUUUUUGUUUUGUGGAUUUGACUCACAGCGAGGGUUGGACAAUUUCUGGUGCCCCUUUGGAUUUGCAUGACCCUCGACUAUUGGCAAUGGCAGCGGCGGAACGACAUCUUUUGGAGGCUGAGUAUGAUGACUAUGCUAAUACUAGUGCUAGUGGAGCUGCAUUUUGUCGCUCUGCAGCUCUAAUUUUAAUGGCUCUUCUGCUGUUGAGGCAUGCUCUAUCCCUUACCAAUGCUGAUGGGGAAGAUGAUGCUUCCACUUUUUUCUCUCUUUUCUUACUUCGGGCUGCUGGUUUUCUUCUGCCAUGUUAUAUAAUGGCCUGGGCCAUCAGUAUAUUGCAGCGUCGAAGGCAAAGACAGGAAGCAGCAGCACUUGCAGCUACAGAAGUUGCUUUUAUGCUGCAGGCUGGACAGCGUCGGGGCUUGCAAUUCACCAUAGCACCAGGACCUGCAGUGAUUCCCCAUCAGGAACCACUUCAAUGAUAUGGUGUUCAUAAUGGUGGUAAGAUUCUGCAUUAGUGGAGCAGAAAAGUUGGAGCUGGAAAUGUGAGCACGUUGUUUAAAAUUUGCUGCUGGCAGUGAGAAAAUUGGAAGGCUGUUUUUUUUUUUUUUUUUUUUUUAAGUUGUAUCUUUAAUGGGGUCUUCUAUCAACCCCCCUCCGUUUUAUUUUCCCCUUAUUGAAUGUCCUCCUAUUUCUCUCAUUAUGUUUGUACAUAUAUCCCUGGGUCUUAACAGUUAUGCUGCUCGGGAAACUUGUUUAUCUUAUCAGAGCUGCUUUCACAGAUUAUUAUAUUUCCAACUAUCUUGAUAUUAGAA
Alnus glutinosa is the source of this 1516-nucleotide messenger RNA. RefSeq lists its product as uncharacterized. Gene Ontology annotation, molecular function: ubiquitin-protein transferase activity; zinc ion binding. Gene Ontology annotation, cellular component: membrane. The transcript has 7 exons. Bases 206 to 1183 code for a protein of 325 amino acids. NCBI's taxonomy places the organism in Eukaryota, Viridiplantae, Streptophyta, Magnoliopsida, Fagales, Betulaceae. The record is from RefSeq and is a predicted model, not a curated record. Gene Ontology annotation, biological process: protein ubiquitination.